Molecule: messenger RNA, 2352 nt
Organism: Fraxinus pennsylvanica
Lineage: Eukaryota; Viridiplantae; Streptophyta; Magnoliopsida; Lamiales; Oleaceae
Source: the annotation of a GenBank genome assembly
AUGGCGGCUUUUAUUAAGCUCGAGGACUCGCCAAUGUUCCAGAAACAGGUGCGAUCUCUGGAACAGACGACUGAUGAACUACGAGAUCGAUGUCAGAAACUAUACAAAGGCUGUAAGAAGUUCGUGGAAGCGCUUGGAGAAUCAUAUAAUGGUGAUACUGUCUUUGCGGAAUCCUUAGAAGCAUUUGGUGGUGGUCUAGAUGAUCCUAUCAGCGUGUCCAUAGGAGGCCCAAUCAUAACGAAAUUCAAUAAUGCAUUGCGUGAGCUUGCUACAUACAAGGAAUUUCUUCGAUCUCAAGUUGAGCAUGUGCUGGUAGACCAAUUAACCCAAAUUAUGUCCGUCGAUUUGCAAGAUGCGAAGGAAUGCCGUCGCCGAUUUGACAAGGCCACAUAUGCAUAUGACCAGGCACGUGAAAGGUUUGCCUCUUUGAAGAAGAGUACACGUGAAGAAGUUGUUACUGAAGUAGAAGAAGAUCUACACAAUUCGAAGUCAGCAUUCGAGAGAAGCCGCUUUAAUCUAGUAAAUGCUCUCAUGAAUAUUGAAGCUAAAAAGAAGUAUGAGUUCUUGGAAUCUUUUAGCGCCAUCAUGGAUGCUCAUCUGAGAUAUUUUAAGUUGGGAUAUGACCUUUUGAGCCAGAUGGAGCCUUUUAUUCAUGAGGUGUUAACCUAUGCACAACAAUCAAAGGAACAGUCAAAUAUUGAACAAGAUAGACUUGCAAAGAGAAUCCAGGAGUUCAGGACAAGAACGGAGUUGGCCAAUUUACGAGCAUCUAGUAACAUGGCAACUUCAACGGGCUCUGUUGGCAUGAAUGGAUUAGACUUGAGUAGUUACAAAAGCAUAGAGGGAAAUGUGCAGUCCACUGCUAAAGGUGAGGUGCAGACAAUAAAGCAGGGGUAUCUUUUGAAAAGAUCUUCUAGCCUGAGGGCAGAUUGGAAAAGGCGAUUCUUUGUACUUGAUAGUCAUGGGAUGUUAUACUAUUAUAGACAAAAAGGUGACAAACGUGGGAGUUCUCCUCCAUAUCAUUCUGCCAACUUAGUGGAACAUAAUAGUCGUGUAUUUGGUAGAUUUCGGCCAAGGCAUGACCGAGCAUCAUCCUUUGUCGAGGAAAGUUUAGGCUGUCAAAUUAUUGAUUUGCACGCGUCAAUAAUUAAGAUUGAUGCUGAGGAUGCAGAUCUGCGCCUGUGUUUCAGAAUAAUCUCACCAUCGAAGACUUACACGUUGCGGGCUGAAAGUGAAGCUGACAGGAUUGACUGGAUGGACAAAAUCACAGGUGCUAUUGCAUCCCUCUUGAAUUCUCAUCUGCAGCAGCUCGGGGAAAACAUGGAUGAAACUAAUGAUUCCACUGGGGCAUCUUUCAAUCAAGAACUUGAUAAUAAUGAAAAUAUGCCAGAUAACAUGAGAGUUAAUCGAGCUGAUUCUGUUUCUAGAAUUCUCAGGGAAAUUCCUGGUAAUGACCAGUGUGCAGAAUGCAGUGCCUCUGAACCUGAUUGGGCAUCUUUAAAUCUUGGCAUUUUAAUAUGCAUAGAAUGCUCAGGCAUUCACCGGAAUCUUGGUGUUCAUAUAUCAAAGGUGAGGUCAGUCACCUUAGAUGUCAAAGUUUGGGAGCCUACUGUCUUGGGAUUAUUUCAAACCCUCGGUAAUGAAUAUUGUAAUUCUGUUUGGGAGGAGCUGCUUUUACGUCAGAAAGAUGGGAAGAUUGAAAUUGAUGCCUUGCCCUCGUCAGUUACAAAACCUAACCCCAAAGAUGCUACACACCAAAAGGAGAAGUACAUUCAAGCAAAGUAUGCUGGGAAAUUGCUAGUAAAUAAAGUUGUUAACGCACCUGGGGAUCGUUCUCACUUCUCGGCUAUCUGGGAAGCAGUUCGGGCCAACAACCUGCGGGAAGUAUAUCGAAUUAUUGUAGCAUCAGAAAUGAAUAUUGUAAACUUAACUUAUGACGAGUUGGUUGGUUCCAAUUCGUAUGAUGGACCAGGGUUGCAAAAAUGCGUUCAUGAUUCUAAAAAGAAACAAUUCGAUCCAGCAUCCUGUGAGAUGAUCAAGUCUUCCAGCAAUCCAGGAAAUUGCCUUCAAGGCUGUUCGCUAUUGCAUCUUGCGUGCCACGGUGGAAAUCUUGUGAUGCUUGAGCUGUUGCUGCAGUUUGGUGCUGACAUAAAUAUGUGUGACUUUCAUGGAAGGACGCCUCUGCAACAUUGCAUAUCUAAAGGAAACAAUCAAUUGGCAAAGUUUUUGCUUAGAAGAGGUGCGAGUGCCUCAAUCAAGGAUGACGGUGGCCUCACAGCUUUGGAAAGGGCUAUGGAGAUGGGAGCGAUAACUGAUGAUGAGCUUUUCAUCUUGCUUAUGAAGAAUGAAUGA